Molecule: messenger RNA, 555 nt
Organism: Tremella mesenterica DSM 1558
Lineage: Eukaryota; Fungi; Basidiomycota; Tremellomycetes; Tremellales; Tremellaceae
Exons: 4
Coding region: 39-527 (162 amino acids)
Source: RefSeq, a predicted model, not a curated record
ACCAGUCCCCAACGGCCAACGGUAGGUAAAAGUCGACCAUGGGCGCCUCACAGUCCGCUCCGACGACGCAGGAACAUGUGGUAUCUCCUGAACCAUCGACUUCCGUUCAGUUCUCCCCUUCACUCAUCUCUCGACUGUCAAACCCUCCAUCAGACACUUCAUCCAAUAAUCCAGAAGAUGUCGUUCGUCGUCGUCUCGCAGCGGAGUCAGCUCAUAUACGACAACAGGAAGCUGAGAUUUUGCAAAGCAUCAAUGCCGCGCUGGAGAAAGAGAACCUGGAUCGAGAAAAACCAGGGAUGAGCAGUGAAGUGCUUGGUAGGGAUAUUGAGGAAGUGAGGGAGAAAGUAGAGAGGAUGAAGAAAGAAAAAGCUGCAAGAGAGGGAGAAGGUGUGAGAUCCGCUAGGGAGAGCGUGAGGAGAUGUUACCUAGAGAAUAUAGAUCACCCACUUGACUGCCAAAGACAAGUAGACGCAUUCAAAGAAGAAGUCCGCAAGCUAGAAUUGGCAUUCGUCAAAUCUUUACAAUAAAGACAAAACAUGCAUACAUCUAUUUGAC